CGCGCCUGCUCGGAGCCCCCGGGCCGGGCGCCGCCGCCGCCGCUUACCUGGCGGGCGGCAUGGCCAAGCCGCGCGGGGCGCCGUACGAGUACACGGAGGCGGAGGACAAGAGCAUCCGGCUCGGCUUGUUCCUCAUCGUGUCGGGCGUCGUGGCGCUGUUCGUGCUGGGCUUCUGCUGGCUGAGCCCGGCGCUGCGCGAGCUGCAGGGGCAGGCGGCGCGCUGCACGGUGCUGUCGGUGCAGCAGCCCGGCGAGCUCUUCGAGUGCACCUUCUCGUGCGGCGCCGCCUGCCGCGGCACCGCGCUCUACCCCUGUCUCCAGGUCUAUGUCAGCCACUCCGCCUCGGCCGCCCGCGCCCUGCUGCACCACGACGAGCACCAGCUGCUCGCCAACCCCAAGUGUUCAUUCAUUCCUCCCUGUGCAAGAGAAAAUCAGAAGAACUCUGAAAUUGUUGCACACUGGCAGGAGUACUGGAAAGAGGAAGUUGGUUCACAGCCAUUUACAUGCUAUUUUAACCAGCAUCUAAGCAGGAAUGUUGGACGCGAGUCACAGAACUGUUUCCUCCAUUCUGUUCUGCACUGCUGAGAUCCCAACUGUGUCUAGUUUGGGCACCACAGUUUAAGAAGAAUAUGGACAACCUUGAAAGAGUCCAGAGGAGAACAACAGACGUGAUCAGUGGCUUAGGAAACAUAAGAAAAAGGCUGAAAGAAUGUGGAUUAUUUUGCCUAGAAAAGAGAAAAGUGAAUGGAGAUGCAGUAAGUCUUCAGAUGUGAAAAGGCUAGUCAACAAAGAAGGAGGCGAUCAGUUGUUUUCUAUGGCCCCUGAGAAUGUCACAAUUUAAGCCUACUUUUCUUGAGUAAAGUUAAUAUGAAGAACUUCUGAUUGAGGGUGAUUAAACACUGGAAUCUAGAGGUGCUGUGGAAUCUCCACCAUUGGAAAUGUUUGAAUGCAAAUUAUACAAACAUCUGUCUGGGAUGGUUUAGAUAGAAGAUGAUCCAUUUUGAAUACGGGGUUGGACGAGAGAACCUCUCAAGGUCCUUUCCAUUCCUGUUUUUGUAUGAUUCUGUCAUUGCUCAUCAUGCACAGAUGUCUAGUGCAGACAAAGCAGGAAGGAUGGAGGUGUUGGUGAAAAAAGUGGUACUUUACACAGACCCUGCCAACACCAUGUGCCUGUUACCUGUUGUCCGUGUCCAGCAUUUAUAAUUCUCUCCAUAGCUUCCCUGUGCAGUGGGAUUGCAGAUAAGAACUACGAUGGAAGUUUUAAUUACAUUUUACUGUAAUGAUUUGACACAGAUAUCUUGGAGUACUGGAACAUUGUAUUACAUUUUCAUUUUACUGAUGUUAAAUCCUCCCCUGAUUUUACACAGUACUAUCUUUCACAGUCUGAUGUGAUUACUAGUUCUCCUAGAAAGCCUAAAAUCCCAAAUCAUUUUUAUCUGAAUGAAUGUUUGUCCGUAAGACACUGCAGGCAAAAUACCCGGGUGGCCUGCUAUGAAUUUUGAUGAUAUAUUUGCAAAUUAAAGUGAUGAAUGAAAUGGAAUGAUCCACUUAAUCAUUUUCUAACAGUGUUGAAAAUAAAAUGUCAUUAUUGUAAUCAUGUCAGAUGCCUUCCACUGAUGAUGAAUUAAUGCUGGUUUGUUUGGUGUGUAUAUUUUUUCCCUCUCCCCAUCCUCCCUGCCUUCUUUACAGACCAGAAGAUGUUCUGCUUAGGCGCACCCAUGAUGAGAUGGUCCUCUUGCACUGCUUCCUCUGGCCUUUGGUAACUUUCCUCGUAGGAGUCCUA
This is a messenger RNA of Gavialis gangeticus (Gharial), 1782 nucleotides long. It is a transcript of the gene KCNMB4, whose product is annotated as potassium calcium-activated channel subfamily M regulatory beta subunit 4. Gene Ontology annotation, biological process: detection of calcium ion; potassium ion transport. Gene Ontology annotation, cellular component: voltage-gated potassium channel complex; membrane. The transcript has 3 exons. The coding region runs from base 60 to 584 and encodes 174 amino acids. The record is from RefSeq and is a predicted model, not a curated record. Gene Ontology annotation, molecular function: potassium channel regulator activity; calcium-activated potassium channel activity. Lineage: Eukaryota; Metazoa; Chordata; Crocodylia; Gavialidae.